UCUGGAUACCGCCCCAAGAGGAGGGCAAGGCCAUGGUAAAAGAUUACAGCUCUACGAUCCUGAGGUCAGAGGCUUGAGUCUAAGACAUACAGCAUAUCAUGUUGAAGAUGACCGGGUGGCAGCGACAAAGCCAAAAUCAGAACCGGAACCUGAGGAGAGAGUGUUCCAGAAGGAAGUGUAUCUUCAUACACCACCACACCUGAAAGCAGGCAGUAGACCAGUUUGCCAACCUGUGAUAGAGACUGCUGUGUGGAGCUUAUUCCACCUACUCCCCGUUAUUCUGAGUAUAUACUUUUCCAGACCUGAUCCAACUGCAGAGAUGGCAGCUGAGUCAUUGCCUUUCUCCUUUGGGACACUGUCCAGCUGGGAGUUAGAAGCCUGGUAUGAGGACUUGCAAGAGGUCCUGUCCUCAGAUGAAAAUGGGGGUACCUAUGUCUCACCUCCUGGAAAUGAAGAGGAAGAAUCAAAAACCUUCACCACUCUUGACCCUGCCUCUCUGGCUUGGCUGACUGAGGAGCCUGGACCAGCAGAGGUCACAAGCACUUCCCAGAGCCCCCGCUCUCCAGAUUCCAGUCAGAGCUCCCCAGCUCAGGAGGAAGAAGAGGAAGACCAAAGAAGAACAAGGAAACGGAAACAGAGUGGCCAUUCUCCAGCCCAGGCUGGGAAGCAACGCAUGAAGGAGAAAGAACAGGAGAAUGAAAGGAAAGUGGCACAGUUAGCUGAAGAGAAUGAACGGCUCAAGCGGGAAAUCGAGCGCUUGACCAGGGAAGUAGAGGCAACUCGCCGAGCUCUGAUUGACCGAAUGGUUAAUCUGCACCAACCAUGAACAACUGGGACCGUCAGUCCCCGACUCGGGCCACACUGCUUACCUUUCCCAGAAGUGGCUACUGACCUUCUCUCUCACCAGCACCAAUGAUGUGACCCUCAACCCCACAUACUCAGGUGUAAGGCUUGGGAUAGACAAAAGGAAAGAGUCUCUGCUUGUAUAUAGAGUGUACAUUUAUUCAUUACUGUCCAUAGCCAUUAAAGUGAUUUUCUAUGAA
Lemur catta (Ring-tailed lemur) is the source of this 1043-nucleotide messenger RNA. RefSeq names its product DNA damage inducible transcript 3 (gene DDIT3). Gene Ontology annotation, molecular function: protein heterodimerization activity; DNA-binding transcription activator activity, RNA polymerase II-specific; RNA polymerase II cis-regulatory region sequence-specific DNA binding. The transcript is spliced from 4 exons. NCBI's taxonomy places the organism in Eukaryota, Metazoa, Chordata, Mammalia, Primates, Lemuridae. The record is from RefSeq and is a predicted model, not a curated record. The coding region runs from base 320 to 826 and encodes 168 amino acids. Gene Ontology annotation, cellular component: CHOP-ATF3 complex; cytoplasm; CHOP-ATF4 complex. Gene Ontology annotation, biological process: ER overload response; positive regulation of intrinsic apoptotic signaling pathway; intrinsic apoptotic signaling pathway in response to endoplasmic reticulum stress.